AUGGAGCCAGGUACUGGGACCAAUAGAACAACUCUUACUGAGUUCAUCUUGCUGGGCCUAGUGGAAUCAGAAAAGCUGCAGUCUGUGGUCUUUGUCCUCUUUUUCUUUGCCUACAUGGUCACAGUCGGGGGCAACCUCAGCAUCCUGGCAGCCAUUUUGAUGGAACCCAAACUCCACACCCCUAUGUACUUCUUCCUGGGGAACCUGUCAGUGCUGGAUGUUGUCUGCAUCACAGUCACUGUUCCUCCAAUGUUGCAUCGUCUCCUGUCCCACAAGCGUACAAUUUCUUAUUAUGCCUGCCUUUCCCAACUAUUCUUCUUCCACCUUCUGGCUGGGAUGGACUGCUUCCUAUUGACAGCCAUGGCUUAUGACCGCUUCCUGGCCAUCUGCCGGCCUCUUACCUACAGCAUCCGCAUGAGCCAGGAAGUUCAGAGGGUAUUGGUGGGUGUG
Messenger RNA from Orycteropus afer afer, 450 nucleotides. RefSeq names its product olfactory receptor 1A1-like. Gene Ontology annotation, cellular component: membrane. The record is from RefSeq and is a predicted model, not a curated record. NCBI's taxonomy places the organism in Eukaryota, Metazoa, Chordata, Mammalia, Tubulidentata, Orycteropodidae. Gene Ontology annotation, biological process: G protein-coupled receptor signaling pathway. Gene Ontology annotation, molecular function: olfactory receptor activity; G protein-coupled receptor activity.